GGAUGCUGAGUUGCAACGCGAGCCAGAACGCACCUCUCCAUGCUCUGGUCAGUCGUCAAUUGCUUCAAUAAGGCAUGUUGCAUGCGAGGCCCAUGUUCCUUCGCUCUGCCUUCCGCUCAUGGUUCAGAGCUCGAACACUGUUCCUGUUGAUGACCUACUUCGCCGUACAAUAUCUGCGAAACCGUAUCUGCGAAAACGUAUCUGCGAAAACACGUCUGCGAAAACGUAUCCGGGAAUACUCCGCGAUACUCCUCAGUUCUCAAGCUAACGAGCUCUUCAUCGCACACAGCCUUCGUGUUGAGCCAUUUCACAUCAUGUGCGGGUCUAAUGGAGGCACAGGAGGGGUGUCCACUGCACCAGAGGAACCAUGUCGUCACACGAGCGGGCAGCGUCUCCUUAUUCUCAAGCGCGUGCCAGGCGACGAGAUUCAUGCACAUCGGAAACACGGCAGUUCAGGUGAUGAACGGCUAAACUGCAUAAUACCCGAAUCGAAUCGGUUGGAUCGUAUAGUGGUUAGUACCCAAGAUUCUGAUUCUUGUAGCCUGGGUUCGAUUCCCAGUCCGACCUAAAUCUUUUGCUUAUGCUGUGAUGGAACAGCUCAGUGGCUUGUCGUUCUCGAGCA
This is a messenger RNA of Cutaneotrichosporon oleaginosum, 622 nucleotides long. RefSeq lists its product as uncharacterized. The record is from RefSeq and is a predicted model, not a curated record. Lineage: Eukaryota; Fungi; Basidiomycota; Tremellomycetes; Trichosporonales; Trichosporonaceae.